UAAAUAAACACAAUUUGAGUCUUUCGGGUUCCGAUUGCUGGGCUUCAGUUGGGUUCAUCGUGACCCGGUCUAGUUAAAGGAGUUUCAUUUUGUGUACGCCUAAUUUAAGGCUUCUAGCUGACACCCAAAACUUCACAAAACUUCGAAUGAAAAUUCAAAUCCUCGUUUCUCCAUCAUAGAUUCCGCAUAAUAAUGGCAACACCUUUUUUCGCUGGGCUUGCUGUUGCGACUGCUGCUCUUGCUGGUAGGUAUGGUUUACAAGCUUGGCAAUCAUUCAAAUCUCGUCCACCCAAGCCCCGAAGAUUUUAUGAAGGCGGUUUUCAACCUAAGAUGACCAGGAGGGAAGCAGCUCUUAUUCUUGGCGUAAGGGAGAGUGCAGCCGUAGAGAAGGUAAAGGAAGCUCAUAGAAAGGUUAUGAUUGCAAAUCACCCUGAUGCCGGUGGCAGUCAUUACCUUGCCUCUAAAAUCAAUGAAGCCAAGGAUAUAAUGCUUGGAAAGCCCGAAGACACCGGCUCCGCCUUCUAAUGUCAUCAAAAUAUCGAUUCAGAAGUUUCCAACAAAGCUUAGUUGCGCCAGCAUACGAGCUGCAAAAGUUGAGGGCUGUCUAGGUGAUUUUAGCUUACGAGCUUGGAAAUGGGAUUGUUUACUGUCCAACGAAUGGGGUUUUGUAUUUGUUGUAGUGAUAGCAAUUAUUAUUUAGUUUAGCAUAAAUUUUUAUAGAACGAAUUUAUUACAUGCAAACAUUGUACUCUUUCAUUAGCUUUGUAUCUUUAAUUCUACGUACUAUGAUUCUUCGUAAA
Messenger RNA from Amaranthus tricolor (Joseph's coat), 800 nucleotides. Its product is annotated as mitochondrial import inner membrane translocase subunit TIM14-1-like. The coding region runs from base 193 to 525 and encodes 110 amino acids. The transcript is spliced from 3 exons. Lineage: Eukaryota; Viridiplantae; Streptophyta; Magnoliopsida; Caryophyllales; Amaranthaceae. Gene Ontology annotation, biological process: protein import into mitochondrial matrix. Gene Ontology annotation, cellular component: PAM complex, Tim23 associated import motor. The record is from RefSeq and is a predicted model, not a curated record. Gene Ontology annotation, molecular function: ATPase activator activity.